Diaporthe citri is the source of this 597-nucleotide messenger RNA. RefSeq lists its product as uncharacterized. The transcript has 2 exons. The coding region runs from base 1 to 597 and encodes 198 amino acids. The record is from RefSeq and is a predicted model, not a curated record. Lineage: Eukaryota; Fungi; Ascomycota; Sordariomycetes; Diaporthales; Diaporthaceae. Gene Ontology annotation, molecular function: acyltransferase activity, transferring groups other than amino-acyl groups.
AUGUCAAAGUACCCAGAUCUCCCACCCCAACACGCGGUCGCCGUCAGGACCGAGCGCAUCUACCUCCGUCCCGUCACACCCGAAGACUUGUCUGCACUUCACACAAUCAGAAUGAACUCCAAAGUAAUGCAGUACAUGCCUGGAGUCGAGACCGAAAAAGACGCCGUCAAGUCGCACAGCGUCAGGCGCAUCGAGCUGAUGAUGAAGCCAGACGGGUUCUCAUUCGCCAUCGUCGUGCCAGACCCGCAACAUGAGUCCAGCAUCGCAGAGGGCCUCGCGUACGGAACCGUGAUCGGCUUCGUCGGCAUCACGGCACCGCCCGAGGUUUUCUACAUCCUGGAUGACAAGUUCUGGGGUAGUGGGUACGCGACCGAGGCGUUACAGGGGUUCCUGGACACGUACUGGAACGCCUUUCCGGAGGGCUUGAGAGGGAUGGAUGAGUGGACACGCGACUUCCUCGAAACUCAUAUCAUUGUCGGGAAUGAUGGCAGUGAGCGCGUUGCUGCCAAGUGUGGCUUUGUUCAUGUUGCGGACAGAUCGACGCCGUCCCACGGCGAGGAGAAAGAGAAGAAGAUCUUCCGACUGCAACGUCCAUGA